AUGGCCACGACCUCGAAGCAGCGCCUGGCGCUCGCAAUCUGCGACUUCCUCUCGACCUCGCUCAACGACGGCACCCUCGCCUCCGAGGACAAGGACAGCAUCGAGGUGGCCAUAAACUGCAUCGGCGAGUCCUUCAAGGUGGACCCGGCCGACAAGGCCGCCAUGUCCGCCGCUGUCGGCUCGCAGAACCUGCUGCAGAUCUACGGCGUCUACGAGAAGCUCAAGUCGUCCAACAACCCGAUACCGUCCGCCUCGCCCAGCAUACCGACCGCCGCCACCGGCUCUUCAUCCUCUACCGGAGCAGGUGCAGACACCAAAACCCCGUCCCCCGAAGACAAGGCCCGCGCCGAGGAGCUCAAGGGCAAGGGCAACAAGGCCAUGACGACCAAGGACUACCCGUCGGCCAUCGACCUGUACACGCAGGCGCUGGCCCUGCACCCGGGCAACGCCAUCUUCCUCUCGAACCGCGCGGCCGCGUACUCGGCGGCCCGCGACCACGAGAGCGCGCGCGCCGACGCCGAGGCCGCCGUCGCCAUCGACCCGGACUACACCAAGGCCUGGUCGCGCCUGGGGCUGGCGCGCUUCGCGCUCGGCGACGCCCGUGGCUCCAUGGAGGCCUACCGCCAGGGCAUCGAGCACGAGGGCAGCGGCGGCAGCGACGCCAUGAAGAAGGGCUUCGAGACGGCGCGGCGGCGUGUCGAGGAGCUGGGCAACGAGGACGCCGACGCCAGCACGCCCGCUAGUCCCGGUGCGCGCGGUGCCGGAGGAGCCCCCGAUCUCAGCAGUCUGGCCGGCAUGUUCGGUGGUGGAGGUGGAGGUGGUGGCGGUGGCCAGGGUGGUGGGAUGCCGGACCUGAGCUCCAUCAUGAGCAACCCCAUGUUUGCCAACAUGGCGCAGAGCCUGAUGUCGAACCCGGACAUGAUGCAGAAUCUGAUGAGCAACCCGCGUCUGCGCGAGAUGGCCAACAGCUUCACAGGGGGUGGCGGUCCCGCCGGCGGCGGCGGCGGCGGUGGUAUGCCCGACCUCGGCAGCCUUAUGAGCGACCCCAAUAUCGCCGAAAUGGCCCGGAAUAUGAUGGGCGGUGGUGCUGGACGUGGUGCGCCGGGAUCCGGACAGGGCCAAGGCCAGUGA
Messenger RNA from Anthostomella pinea, 1131 nucleotides. The record is from the annotation of a GenBank genome assembly. Lineage: Eukaryota; Fungi; Ascomycota; Sordariomycetes; Xylariales; Xylariaceae.